Zootoca vivipara (common lizard) is the source of this 2199-nucleotide messenger RNA. The record is from RefSeq and is a predicted model, not a curated record. Lineage: Eukaryota; Metazoa; Chordata; Lepidosauria; Squamata; Lacertidae.
UCUCAGCCUCAUUGAUGUGGUCCAAAGGAAAGCAGAACAAUAUGUUUGACACCAGCUUGGCAGCAGGAGUUGAUGGAAGGAGGUGUACAAGUCACCAUCCUUAGGGACUCCACUCUGGAUUUGUGUAGGGUUUACUCCUUAGCCUCUUCUUCUACUGAAGACAUCCAACAAGGCAGCAGAGGUUUAGGAUCAGAGUUUUCCUUCUCCUAGACAGGCAACCUUCCCAGGUUUACAAGACCCACCUGCCCCUUUACAGCAUGUGCAGAAACCACCUUCUUGAAUGUUGGACCCACUAUUGGUCUCAUUCACUCAAUCCACUGGAACUUGUCUUCACAUGCAGGGGAAGUCCCUAACUUACCAAGGGUUUGACACCCAUUGGUUUGCCCUCACCUGGUUUAGAUGGCCACUCGAAGUUGUUCCUGUGGCCGUUGUUGCAUGCUGAUAGCUUCUAGGAGCCACAGAUGAGAGCUGAAUGCAGGCUGGGGGCCAAAGGUGGACAAACUACCCCAGAAGGAGCAUGAUGUGUCCCCACCAGAGGUGCACCGAUGGCACCCCAUGUUCUACAAGGAGAACCAGAUUUGCAGUUUUCAAAUGAGAUAGAUGAUGUGUGCUCUUCUUACCUGGUCAGGGAUACUCCAUCUCAGUCCUCUAAUACAUUGGAAGACCUUUGCUAUAUGAUUCUGGAACUUCUACACAAAGCUCAGGAGUUAGAUGAAAAGGACAACACCAAAAGAUUCUUAUUCCAUUAUUCUAAGACCCAUGACACAGGCAACUCAGACAUUCUGUCGUCUGUCCUGCAUCCUUUGCUGCAACUUGUUCCACAACUGCAUGAGAGAAGACUGAAGAGAUACAAAGCAGACGAAGAACUUCGAAUACCUGGAGGAAUUCAAAGUAGGGGCUACUUUAUCUUCAGGCCACGCAAUGGAAGGAGAUCUGCUACAUUUCGUUAAAAUGGAUUCUUCAGCCUUACACCUAAAAUCAUCACAGGACUGCAGACAAGAUGGGCAUCCUAUUCUUUAUAUGUAAAAUGCUCUCUCUCUCUUUCUUUUUAGAUACUUCAUCAACUAUGUACAUUUCCUAUAAUUAAAAAAAAUGCAGUGUAAACCCUAUGCAUGUUGACUAACAAGUAAGUUUCAGUGUGUUUAAUGGAGCUUACUCUCAAAUAAGUCAGCAUAGGAUUGCAGCCUAAGGUGCAGUUGUUUCUUUCCGAAGUAUCUUAAAAUAAUUCUGUUUCCUCAUCUCACAUUCUUUGCAACUAUGUGUGUAAUAAAAUUGAAAACAAAAUACUGUUGGUGUUAAGAUUGUUGCAUGCAAAAUACUUCGACCAUAGCAGUAUUGCUACACGUGGUGUGUGUGUGUGUGUGUGUGUGUCCCCCCACCUUUUGUUGUAAAUAAAGGCACUCUGUAGAGAGUUGUUUUUAAUGAGAAUUUUUCAGUUUUUAAUGUCAUACUUUGGGUCUUAUGGUUUGCAAUUAUGGUUAAGUGCUAAUAUCUAACAUGAAAUCAAAUGGGCCCUUCUUGCAUACUGUGAUGUUUCUGCUAGUGGAGAAACAGAGCAGUGGAACUAUAGUCAAUGAAAUUUAGCAGUGGGUAAAACUUUCAAAGAGGAGAAUGGGUGCCAUGAAUUAGAAACACGUUUAGAAAGCACAUCUAACAAUAGCCAGUUAUUCAGCUAACUGGAUCUGUUAUUUCCAGAGGGAUAUAGUUUACUGUAGCAAAAAGAAAGAGCCAUGUGGCCCCCUAAAAAUUUAUUAAGUAAGCCCUUUGUCAUUGUGCAGGGCUUAAUUUGUGUUAGGAGUCACCUGAGGGUUAGGCUUGGGGGCUGGGAUUAGUGUUAUGACAUAGCUGUUGAAUACAUGAAGUUAACAUAAAUGCCUUUGUUCGUGUGUUCUGUGUAUCUCUCCUGUCACCAAGUAACCACAAUAUACCACCAUACAUCAGGGUGUUGGGAAAUAGUUUUGCCAGCUGACAAGCCAUCUAAGCAUGGCUGGAGCAUCUCAUUAAAAAUCAAGCAGAAUCUUCACUUCAGAUUGUGUCCACCAUGUGUAUGAAAAAAGCUGGCGAUACCAGUUUGCAGAAUGAACGCACCUUUAACAAUUACGCAUUUUUACAUUUUUUGUCUAUACAGUAUAUGUUUAUUUAUAUCUUCACCUACCUACCUCCUUUUUCUCUUCUCUUCUUUCUAAUGUUAAACCUACA